Meleagris gallopavo (turkey) is the source of this 4321-nucleotide messenger RNA. It is a transcript of the gene ELOVL1, whose product is annotated as ELOVL fatty acid elongase 1. Gene Ontology annotation, cellular component: endoplasmic reticulum membrane; endoplasmic reticulum. Gene Ontology annotation, biological process: fatty acid elongation, saturated fatty acid; sphingolipid biosynthetic process; fatty acid elongation, polyunsaturated fatty acid. The record is from RefSeq and is a predicted model, not a curated record. Gene Ontology annotation, molecular function: fatty acid elongase activity. Lineage: Eukaryota; Metazoa; Chordata; Aves; Galliformes; Phasianidae.
CCUUCCUGGGUCAACCGCUGCCUGAUCUGCCCUUCCUCUCUCCACAGACAUACUGCCACUACCAUGGAGGGGAUUGUGACUAUGUAUCAGGACUUCAUGAAGAAAGCAGACCCCCGCAUUGCUGAUUAUCCACUGAUGCAGUCCCCGUUCCUUGUGUUGGGCAUCCUUCUGGCAUAUGUCUACUUUGUACUCUCCUUGGGUCCCCGGCUAAUGGCAAACAGGAAGCCUUUAAACCUGAAGAAGUUCAUGGUGCUAUAUAACUUCUUCCUGGUGGGACUCUCACUCUACAUAGUCUAUGAGUUUCUGAUGGCAGGGUGGCUUACUGGGUACACCUGGCGAUGUGACCCUGUGGACUUCUCACAAGACCCCAAGGCCCUCAGGAUGGUCAGUGUUGCUUGGCUGUUUGUCUUUUCCAAGUUCAUUGAACUGACAGACACGGUCAUCUUUGUCCUGAGGAAGAAGAAUGAACAGGUCACAUUCCUGCACCUUUUCCAUCACUCUGUUCUGCCCUGGAGCUGGUGGUGGGGAGCAAAGUUUGGACCAGGGGGAAUGGGAUCAUUCCAUGCCAUGAUCAAUUCCAUGGUGCAUGUGGUCAUGUACUUCUACUAUGGGCUCUCAGCAGCAGGACCUGCCUUCCAAAAGUACCUGUGGUGGAAAAAGCACAUCACAGCCAUCCAGCUGGCACAGUUUGUGAUCGUCUCCGUCCACAUCUCCCAGUACUACUUCAUGCCCAGCUGCCAGUACCAGUUUCCCAUCUUCAUCCACCUUAUCUGGAUUUAUGGGACCAUCUUCUUCAUCCUCUUCUCCAACUUCUGGUACCAGUCCUACACCAAAGGCAAACGAUUGCCCAGGGUGGCUCAGCAAGCAGCCCAGCACAAUGGUAGCAGCAUCCAUGAGAAUGGCACUGUCACCAACGGCAAGGUCAAAGCCAACUAGAGGGCAGCCUGGCCCUCCCAGAGCCAAUGAGAGCCCCGGGGCAGAGGCAGCUGGGACCUGUUCCCCUGCUCCUGGGUGCUACUAGCCAAGUCAAGUGCCUACAGACUGUUGUACCCUUGUGCCCAGCCCUGCUGUCCUCUGUCUGCAUGCCCAGCCCCUCUGCUCUGAGCAGCUGUGGGCAACUUCUGCUCUUGGGAGGGCUUGUGCUGUUUCUCACUGUUGUUGAACAGAGAGACAGCUGCCUGCAUCACAACUUGGGGCUGCAGUCCCAUUCCAGUGUUUCCAAAGGAAUUCCCCCAAGUGCCUGCAUCUGGCCCUUCUGCCUGGGGGCCAUUUCCUUCUGAGUAGGACCAAAAGAAGAGACUGAUCCCUGUCCUGGUGCCCUCUCCUCUUCCCUGGCUCAUUAGAGCCUGUGUGGAUGAAGUGACUUGUCCCUGGUUGCUUGCUGCUGCCAGCUCAAGCGUGAGUGCUCCUGCUCUACCAUGCCUUGUGCCACUUUGUUCCACGCCACAAUGCUGUGUGUCCCUUGUGGUCCCUGUAUACCCAGGUGGUGGUGAGGGGGUCCUGCCCUGGUGUCUGUGCUCAGGUGUGGCUGUGGAGGAUGUAGGGGCAGCAAAUAUGGGGUACUUAAAGGCCCAAAGCUGCCCAGUACAAUACACAUGCCUUAUGCCUAGUACGAAGUGGGGUUGUGACAGCCUGAAAUGCCUCUACCAUAUAAUAAGCCCAGGUUGCCUUGCAUUUCUUUCCUGUGCCUGGGUGGAGUGCUGAGCAUGUGCUUUUAGCCAUGCUUAUAUGUGAUCCAGAAUAGCAGCUGGUGGCUUGUUCUGGAGUAAGGGAGGCCAAGCUCACUGUGCUUUGGGUGACUUACAUUCCUGCAAACUCAAGACUUGAGCAAUAAUUGCCUCUAGAGUUGUCUGCUGGGCUCUCCUGUCUGGAACUGGCUCUGCUCUGGCCUGAUGUGAGCACAGUGGAGAAUGGUUGUAGCAUACUCUGCUAUGGUGUAAUGAGAAACACCUCUUGCCUUCACAGAUUCUGCUAGGCUUGAGUGAAGAUGUGCUCUGCCAUUCAGCAGGGCAGUGCAGUGGCUCUCCUGGGCCUGGUGCUUGUUGCCUGCUCUGACUAACCAAAGCUAUGUUAGUAGCCUUAAGGAUGAGGUGAAGGAGCCAGGCCCAGUCAGAUUGGGCUGCUCUUCUAUCACAAAUAAACAGACAGAAGGAGAAAUGGCUCUGCCCCCUUUGUUUUCCUGGCUUGCUGUGCUGUGAAGCUGUUCCAGCUGCUUGGUCCUGCCCAGUGGUUUUGGAGGCAGGGCUGGGAGAAGCAGCUGGUGUAGCAGGUUUGUGCUGGUGGGGAGAGGGCUGUACUGUGCUGAUGAAGCAGAUGGCAGAUUGUUUCCAAGUGCUUUGGUAGAGGGGUGCUCAGGGCAGGAAGUGUAUCAAGGCUCCUGUUGUGAAAGUGGCUCCACCCUGUUAAAGAAUGGCUGGGGUGGAACAGAGGUGUGGGCUGGGACCUGGGCCAGCAGAAGCUGCUGCUGCUUUUCAGAAAUCCUGUCCUGGCUCUAGUGCAGAAUUGUGGUGGAGUGGGGAUUAGAGACUCUGGCAACCCAGGUUAUGGGGAAAACAGCAGGGAGGCCAGCCAGAUGCUUUCUGAAGAGGAGGGAAAGGAAUCUAUUUAAAGCUGUUGCCAUCUUUGAGUGAUGCUGAAGUGCUGGUCUCUGCAGAAAGCAUUUCAGGCUGGACAGGAUAGUUUCCACUGCUGCUUUCUUGCUCCUGCUAUAGCAGUGCAUCUUCCUCAGCUGGGUUCUGUUCCCCUUUACCAGCUGAAACAGUUUGGCUUUUAUGCAGAGUGGUCAGUGCUGCCUUCCCCGAGUGCUGACUCAACCCUGAGCAUUGGGCUGGGUAGCCAGCCAGCUUAUGUGGCAAGGAGGAAUGCAUGAACCCAGAAGACCUGCAGGUGAGUUUCACUGUAGAUUCGAUUGUGGUGUGGGAGGGCUUUAGUGGAAGUGUAGCCAAAGCCCUGCAGCUGGGUUUGGUGUGGGUGAGAGCUCAGUUGCUUCUGCCUUGCCUCACUGCACAUCUCUUAGGAGGGAGGACAGGCUGCUGCCCUGUAGACAUUCUUCCCCUGGUGCUGUUCUGGGGGUAGGGACUGAGAGGAGAGUUCUGGUCCUUGCUAAAGUGGUGGCAUAUCAGCUCAGUGCUCAGAACUCACAGUUGGAACAGGAGGUAGUCCAGCUGAGACAGAGUGCUGCCAUUGUUUAGCUUCCUUUCCCCUCCCUGUUUCUAGCUGGCUCUUAGUGAAGACAGGACUGUCCUUGCUUUUGCCUGAAAUAGUAACAGGAGUUUAAACUACUUACACUUGAUAUUCUGAAAGAGGGCUGCUCCUUCUGUGUGCUCUGUAUGCCCUUCCUCCAAUUGUUCCUAUUAGCUUGUGAUCUUUCCAUGGGUGGGCUGUGGAGCUUAGUCAUUUAUUCCCUGUUGGGGGCAGACAGUUCCAAACUGUGUUUACACCCUAUAUAGCAGUUGCUGGGCUUGCAUGUGAACCUAGUCCCCUCCUUCCCUCUAGGGCAGCUGGGCCAGUAUGGGGCCAAGGGAAGAACACUGUAAUCCCAUCUCCUUCCAGUAAUGCUCAGGGGAAUUUCAAGAGCCAUGUAGAAGCAGUUUCUGGAGGUAUGUGCGAAGGACGCAGGCAAGCUAAGCCCUGAGUAAGAUAAACCACUAUUACAUUGGGAUAGGUGGAAAAACUGCUUUCAGACAUGCAAAGCCUUCUUUCCAGAGCCAGGAAUAGAUGACAAGUGAGACUUAGUAGUGGAAACCACAGAGCAGCAAACUUGCCUUAACUUCCAUCACUGGGGCAAGGCUCUUAAAGCAGCAGCCCAGGCCUGGGAAGGGAACUAAUCUUGUGAGUUCUUCCUUGUAGGAUCCACUUGCUGCCCUGAGCUUUGCAUGUGAGGGGAAAUUGACCUCAUCUGCCCCUAGCCUUCCUUUGCUCUUCCAGGUGACAGGUGUUGGGCACAGGGGUCACUCCUGUGCUCAAGCUCUGCCUGUCUACCUCCUCUUCCUCCUUCUGCAGCUGCUGCGAUGCCAUACUCCCCUUUACCAGCAUUGUGUGUAGCCCUUCUUUGCUGCCCAUGGUACAGCACACAAUGCUAUCACCUGCCCCCCCUUGAAGGCUUCUGUCUGCUUAAAUUGCACUUAAAUGGCAGAAGUGGAUGGAACCUGGUGCAGCAUGGCACUGUAUGAAAAGGAAGGGGAAAGCAGGCUAUGAGUUGCAUAGGCUUUGCUAUAAGCUGCUUUGUGUACACUAAGAUGCUAUUCACAGCUCUCCAGGCUUCCCGAGAUAGCCCAUGCUGGGUGGGUGCACAGUACCCUGGUGCAGCCCUACAGCCUCA